Molecule: messenger RNA, 2311 nt
Organism: Pocillopora meandrina
Lineage: Eukaryota; Metazoa; Cnidaria; Anthozoa; Scleractinia; Pocilloporidae
Source: the annotation of a GenBank genome assembly
GGGGGUGUGGAUGUGCAUUUCACCCAGGAACCUUCUAAUCCAAGCUACUUUAACAAUGGUAGUGAUGCCAACCUGGUGUGGGACUACACUGAUUCGCAUAAUAAGAUUCAGUACAUUAUCUACAGUGUUCUGGUAGAUGGUACAUUUGUCAGAAUGAUGGUUAAUGGCAGUCGUGGUGUCCAAGAACAUCCUAAUAUUCCUUCAUCUUACAAAGGAAGAGUUAAAAUUGAAGGAAGAGCUACCCUGGUUAUCAAGAACAUCAACCCUGGAGACAAUACCGAAUUUAAAUGUAGUAUGUUUGGGAGCUUUGUAGGGACGAUUGCAAGUACAGUUCAGCUUAUUGUGGCAGGUACAUAUUACAGAUAUAAACAUAACUAAUUAAACGUGAAUCAAAUGCAUUUAACUCAUGUCUUUCAUAUUUCUAAGAUGUGGAGGAAGUAAACAAUAGCAUAAAUGUGCAAAAAACCUUUAUAUGCGGGGCUAGCUAACCUGACUUUUGGGAACAAUAGUGCUUCUUUUACUUGGCAUGAAACACUACACUCCUAACGAAACUCUAUCAUUUAUUUAAUCAAUGAGUUAUCAGAGAGUUAUUGCUUUAUUCUUCUGGCACCUUGAAUUAUACUGGGUUGCUCUGUUAUGUAUAGAUAACCAUUAUUAAUAUAUGAGCGCAGAGAUUUUCUCUUAGCAAAGCUUUCAAUUUAGGAUGGUCAGUUGAAACUGGAAACAAUCCAACUGGUUUUGAUUUUACAAUUUUGCAAAAUCAAUAAAGGAAAAUAUUGCAUUACCAAUCACAGGCAGCAUGUGAAAUUAAAAUGGUGUGAAAAAGAUUGUAUUGCUUUUCAUGCCUUAAAAAGGGACUUGCCAAAGGCAAUGAAAGUCGGCACUGCGUCAUUUGCUGCUUUCUGAGGAUUAUAUGAACCUAGAGGUCUGCAGAUGUAAAUUUAGCCAGCAGAAUGGUGACUUCCUCAAGUAAUUUCUGAUACUAAGGAGCAAGUUGAGACUUGAAGAUUUGUGUGAUGGAGCACAAUUUUCCUAAAGUUAUGAAAACAGUAAAACAUUGAAGCCCAUAAUUCAAGCUCUCUUUGCCUGUGAAAGACGUUGAGCAUGCAAAAAGAAAAUAAUUCAAUGAAGAAUGAUGUAAUAUUCAAUCUCACUUUAGAGUAUGAAAUGAUUUGUAAGCUUAUGUAACCUAAACUUUUCAGAAAGCUUUUCAUGUAUAAAACGGAAGCCCAAAUAAAUGUUCUUUGAAUAGACUUUUUAAUCUUCUUUCUGAGUGUUUACCUUUCAUUUUGAAUUACAGUAUCUAAGAUGUCCUAACAACAUUAAAUACAUUUAAAUAAAUUGUGAUAUUGAGUAUGUAACUUCUUUGUACUCAUGUACAAUUGUACAAUUGUUUGCUGGAACGAUUUUCUUCACUUGUGAAGAAUCCAAACUCACUUUUUACUAUGUUCUCUUGCUUGUUUUUGAUCCUUUAUGACUCAUGAAUAAAAAUUGUUUGAGCUCACCAGCCAUUACAUAAUCUUCUUUCUUUUCUUUUAUUUAAUCAUGCAUUUGCUAAGUUCUGUUGGCUUAUUUUAACUGUAGUACAGUACCUGUCACACUGCUUCUCUUUUCCAAUCGUAUUACGAUAGAAAGAUACCAGGUUAUUAUGGCUUAAAAUGGGCAAACGAAUCAUCAUUUGCAUUUGGUUUUUGUAUCCCAAAGCCAAUCCAUGUCUAAACCCUAACCCUAAGCAAGUAGCUUAGAAGCCAGGGUCCUUAGCCCAAAGAGUAACUUCCUGAAUUAUCCCUUCAUUUACUAGGCUGAGGCUCUGCUUUAUAAUUGAGCUUGUAAGCAGGUUCUCCAGUAGCUAGUGCCAGGUUGACUUGUACUGAAUGAAGUUUAAGCCUCCUAUACUAGCUGGUUGUUGGGUACCAAUUGCUGGAUGCUUUGGUUUAUUUUAUUGAAAUUGGGUAAAUUUCAAGACUGAGUCCAAGUUAGAUUUGCUAUGCUAUAUGAGGAAUGAUAUUAUCUCUUUUACCUUUCAGAGGCACUACUUAUAAACAUCUCUUUAAGAGGAAAAUAUUACAUUGAAGGAUCCUCUGUCACCAUGGCCUGUGAAGCUUCUGGGAAACCACUGCCGGAUGUAGCAUGGAUUAGAAAUGGAGUGCUGGAAAGUUCAGAGAAGAAAGCUACGUUUUUAAAGUUCGAUAAUAUAAACAGAAGGGAUGCAGGAAAAUACACAUGUCGAGCCAAUAACUCAGUGGAAGUCACUUCUGUUGACACAUCAAUUGUAGUUCAGUGUAAGUAUAUUUUAACCUUAAUUUUCUAA